AGGCCGGCACUACCAGCCGGGGGGCGCCGCGGACUCCGGCACGUUGGCGGCCGCUAGCUAGCUUGCCGCCCGCGCCCGGGCGCUGUUUACUAGCGAGGCCUGGACGUGACUCUGCAGCCCUCUUGGAGUAGGCGGACCUCGGCGCGCAGCCUCUCGGGAGCUGUAGUUCCCGGCUCCCCGCUGGAGUGGCAUUGUGGGAAUUGUAGGCGCCUCCCGACCACGCUUUCCUCGCACAAAGCUCGGCUCUUAAGGGCUGGACGGGCCAGGCAGGCCCGGUGGGAGUGCUUUCUGGCGAGGGGGCACCGGACGCCGCCCCCGGCCUCACGAGGCCGCUGCCUGCCGCAUGCAGGUCUGGGCUGUAAACUUUCCCAUCCACGCCCCUCCCCCCAGCCAUAAACCGAAAGCGUUCAGUCUCGCAGCCGGGUGGGUGCGUGGGUGGGUGAUCCUAGGUCCGAGGCCCUCCCCGGGAGCCACUUCCCAGGUCUGGCCCGGGUUGCUCCAGAUCCACCCUUCACCAAGGGUGAUGGGUGUGUGCACCACUCGCAUCCCGUUGCCCUGGACACUUGCUAAAAUGCACAUGCCGCAACUUCAGUGGCCAGAAGGGCUUGGGCAUCUGCAUUGGACAUGGCCCACGGGACAUGGCAGUAAUGCAUCUGGGACUCUCCUGUAUGCCCAAGUUUGGAACCCACAGCCCCUUUACAACCAUGCUGCUUCUGGAGCGAAAUGGCUCCCUAGGGCUGGGGCCACGUGCUCCGCCGCCCCGGGGCAGGCUGGGCGGGGAUUGAGAGAGGAGGAGCCCCGGGCGGUGUGGCCCAGACUGGUGGACAUUGACACCAAGGGCUGCAGAAAUCGCGUUUAGGGAAGAUUGCUGUGCAUGGAUAUACACACACCCCAGCUCGCCCCAGGGCUCCUCCUACCUUAACAGUUUUCAAGUUCAGGAUGGUGGGCAGCCAGGGUGGUAGCCACUCUGGGGACUGGCCCUUCCAGAAGGUCUGCCCUGAGGACCUACCUGUAAUAGCCUUGCCAACAUUCCACUGACCCCUGAGACUCAGCGGGACCAGGAGCGGCGGAUUCGGCGGGAGAUUGCCAACAGCAACGAGCGGAGACGCAUGCAGAGCAUCAACGCGGGCUUCCAGUCCCUCAAGACCCUCAUCCCCCACACAGAUGGAGAGAAGCUCAGCAAGGCAGCCAUUCUCCAGCAGACGGCAGAGUACAUCUUCUCCCUGGAGCAGGAGAAGACCAGGCUCCUGCAGCAAAACACACAGCUCAAGCGCUUUAUCCAGGAGCUGAGCGGCUCAUCCCCCAAGCGGCGGCGGGCUGAGGACAAGGACGAGGGCAUCGGGUCGCCGGACAUCUGGGAGGACGAGAAGGCGGAGGAUUUGCGCCGGGAGAUGAUCGAGCUGAGGCAGCAGCUGGACAAGGAGCGCUCGGUGCGCAUGAUGCUGGAGGAGCAGGUGCGCUCGCUGGAGGCCCACAUGUAUCCGGAAAAGCUCAAGGUGAUCGCCCAGCAGGUGCAGCUGCAGCAGCAGCAGGAGCAGGUGCGGCUGCUGCACCAGGAGAAACUAGAGCGGGAGCAGCAGCACCUGCGGACCCAGCUCCUGCCCCCUCCGGCCCCCACCCACCACCCCACAGUGAUCGUGCCCGCGCCACCCCCUCCCUCCCACCACAUCAACGUUGUCACCAUGGGCCCCUCCUCGGUCAUCAACUCUGUUUCCACGUCCCGGCAAAAUCUGGACACCAUCGUGCAGGCGAUCCAGCACAUCGAGGGCACCCAGGAAAGGCAGGAGCAGGAGGAGGAACAGCGGCGAGCGGUCAUCGUGAAGCCAGCCCGCAGCUGCCCCGAGGCCCACGCCUCUGACACCGCCUCCGAUUCAGAGGCCUCAGACAGCGACGCCAUGGACCAGAGCCGGGAGGAGCCAGCAGGGAACGGGGGGCUUCCCUGACCACCCCCCAGCCCUCCUCUCCCUUCCUGGGGCUGGAGGGGGCCGGGGGGCAGCAACAGGGAGCGACGCAGGUGAACGAGUGAGGAAUUUUUACAAAAUUAUGACGUCAUUUGGGUCUCUUUUAUGACCUCUUUUUCAAUACUGUAAAUCCACCUUUGAGCGAAGCCACCUGGCCUGAGGUCCCGGGGGGCUGGGGUGGCAGGAGCUCGUGGGAGCACCGGGACACCUGGGGCUGGGCCUCGCCCCGGAGGCUGGGGGAAGCUGACACAGCCUGGCCUCUCUCCGCCAAAAAGCAUUUUUUCAUUUCAACGUGUUUUUAAGAACAGGGAAAAUCAAACAAAACCCCAAGGUAUUCUGCCCUCCCCAGAACCAGCCUGAGACCGUCAGUUUUUGACUCUUUCCCUCCUCUUUUUGUUUUUUUCCUUUCUCCUGUAAGCACUUACAUGGGUUGGGGGUCUGGCUGGGUCAGGGCUCUCUGGGGGCCCCGGGGGUCUACAGUGCUUCUCGGUUGGGGUUUGCUGCUGCCCUUCUCCCCUCCCCUCCCGGCCUCGGCUCAGCACGAGGAUUUGCUACUCCCAAUCACCACCCAGCCCCACCUCUCCCUCCGGAUUUCCCAUCUUCUACCCCAAAAAUGUCUUUGUCUUUCUCUUUUUGUUUUGUUUGUUGUUGGUUCUUUUGGUUUUGGUUUCGUUUAUCUUUUUUGUUUCUUGUUUCUUGGUUUUUUUUUUGUUGUUGUUGUUUUGCUUUUUUGUUUUGAAAUUUUUUUUCUUACAAUUUUGAGGUCUUUGUGUUCAAGGAGAAACUAUUAUAUUUUGUUAAGAAAGUGGGGGGAAAAACCAAGAGGCCACCGUGCCUUUAUAAAGAAACAAAAUAAAGUUUGUACUUUGUUUUUUA
Molecule: messenger RNA, 2837 nt
Organism: Lutra lutra (Eurasian river otter)
Lineage: Eukaryota; Metazoa; Chordata; Mammalia; Carnivora; Mustelidae
Gene: TFAP4
Product: transcription factor AP-4
Exons: 7
Coding region: 1110-1943 (277 amino acids)
Biological process (GO): regulation of transcription by RNA polymerase II
Cellular component (GO): nucleus
Molecular function (GO): DNA-binding transcription factor activity, RNA polymerase II-specific; RNA polymerase II cis-regulatory region sequence-specific DNA binding; protein dimerization activity
Source: RefSeq, a predicted model, not a curated record